AUGGCGCGGAUCGAGGUCGGAUCCCGGGUGGAGGUCGACCGACCUGGCCCUGAUUUGGGGCCCAAUCAGGCUAAGUCUAGCCUUAAUUCUGACCUAGCGUCCGUCCGUAGCCUCCCCAGAUCCCAGUGGGCUGCAGUGCCUGAGUGCAGAGGGUCUGAGUCAGAGUGCCACGCCACCACAGGAAAAGCCCAGCUGAAAGAGGUCAUGGCCGCUACAGCCCUUACGAGCCUGUCUACCAGCCCCUCUGUCACCUUCAGCAGCCCAGGUGAGAUUCAGAAAUCUAUGCUCAACUAUGGACAGGGUCCAGAACUUCUGCUAUUCCGGGAUACUGAAGCCACCAAGCCUCUCUAUGGGACAUGGAAGGAGGCCCUGGUUCAUCUCUCAGGCAGCUACAGCAGCAGCAGAAGCAACAGCGGGGGUAGGCUGGGCUGGGUGGUGACUGUUGCUGGGCUCCCAUCACUCCAGGGCUUUAUUCAGGUCACGUUCCAGUGUCUGCGGAAGAGAGGUGGAAAGGUGCCGAGUACAGCAUCUCCAUCAGGGAUGGAGACACACACCCACCUGGUGCACCUGCGGAGACAGGCGGAGCCAGAGCAGAGUGAAGGGGAGGAAGUAUACUACAUGGAGCUGGAUGUUGGCGUGGACAUGCGGGCUGACCCAGGGAAGCCCUGGGGUGAUGCCAAGGAGUGCCAGAAAGUGUACUGCAGGGACCACAGGGUCCUGUGGUGCACAGCCUGCCAGCGGUUCCUGGACUGA
Microtus ochrogaster (prairie vole) is the source of this 753-nucleotide messenger RNA. RefSeq names its product SLC2A4 regulator (gene Slc2a4rg). Gene Ontology annotation, cellular component: nucleus. Lineage: Eukaryota; Metazoa; Chordata; Mammalia; Rodentia; Cricetidae. The record is from RefSeq and is a predicted model, not a curated record. Gene Ontology annotation, molecular function: RNA polymerase II cis-regulatory region sequence-specific DNA binding; DNA-binding transcription factor activity. Gene Ontology annotation, biological process: regulation of transcription by RNA polymerase II.